Messenger RNA from Zalophus californianus (California sea lion), 1977 nucleotides. RefSeq names its product beta-1,3-galactosyl-O-glycosyl-glycoprotein beta-1,6-N-acetylglucosaminyltransferase 7. Lineage: Eukaryota; Metazoa; Chordata; Mammalia; Carnivora; Otariidae. Bases 669 to 1958 code for a protein of 429 amino acids. Gene Ontology annotation, molecular function: acetylglucosaminyltransferase activity. The transcript has 4 exons. The record is from RefSeq and is a predicted model, not a curated record. Gene Ontology annotation, cellular component: membrane.
GGUCUAAAAAUCAGUCAGACCGCACUUCUUAAUGAGCUGCGUAUUCCCCACACUUGGAAAAAUACCACUUACAUGUCUUGGAAAUUAGCUCAGUGAUAGAAAAGUCACCCGUUUAAUAAUUACAUUUUCAUGAUGGCAACAAAAGUCACGUUUACAUUAUAGACAAAACCACAACAAGUCACCAAGAAUCAAGGCUAGGAAAUGUCUGCAAAGCUGAAAAUGGCGCAGACCCCCCCAUUCAAAGAGGACCAACUGGCCAGUCCCGAAGACGCGGUGCCCACGGGACUGGCACAGCGCCCACUAGCGGCUGUGUUCCUGCAACAGCAAGAGCUACGACCGCCCGCGCCUCCGGGGACCUGCCGGCCUGAAAGAGCCUGUGUUGAAGCGAUGACAACAAAGCUCAACCGCUGGUGACCCGGGUCCCCACGGCCGCUGCCAUUCGAGGGCACACCUACUUCUCCAUCACAGAGGGAACCCGAGCUGGAAGGAAGGUGAACCGGGAAGCUGUGAGCGCUGCGCGGCCAGAAAUGGAGGCAGAAAGGCGGCCGAUGAAGACAGCCCAGCUCACACGCCUGUCUCUACAGAAGGGAGGGAAAACACUUAGCCCAGGAAGCUUCAAGGAAAACAUUUCAAAUCAUGGUGAUGAGAAGGCCCUUGGAGCCUGAAACAUGAGCCAGCUGCGAGCCACGAAGCCCGGGCUCCUCCUGUGUGCAGGCAUAUGCAUCUUUGUUUUUCUGUAUUUACGGAAUCCAACCCCUGAGGAAGCAGAGGAGGAACCCACCUACCCAGCAGUAGUGGAAUGUGGCUUUUAUCCGGAUGAACUGUGUUCAGCUUUAUUUGAAGGGAAAGGGGCCGCCCUCCAAAUUGCAAGAUUUUGCAAAAACCCUCGUGGUUCUCAAAUUCUUGCUCAUUUACGCACACCAGGAAAUUGCUCUAGGAUUUCCCAGGAGUUGCAUUUCAUAACCAGACCCUUGUCUGCAGAAGAGAGCAAUUUCUCUUUGGCAUAUAUUAUAACAAUUCAUAAGGAACUGGCAAGGUUUGUGCAGCUUCUCAGAGCUACUUAUGUGCCUCAAAACGUUUACUGUAUUCAUGUUGAUGAAAAGGCCCCGAAGAAGUACAAGACUGCUAUGCAAACCCUGGUUAACUGUUUUGAAAAUAUUUUUAUUUCAUCAAAGAGAGCAACAGUGGCUUACACUGGCUUUACAAGACUCCAGGCAGAUAUUAACUGUAUGAAAGACCUGGUCCAUUCCAAAUUUCAAUGGAACUACGUCAUUAACCUUUGCGGACAGGAUUUUCCAAUCAAAACAAACAAAGAAAUCAUACACUACAUCAGAACCAAAUGGAAUGACAAAAACAUCACUCCUGGAGUAGUUCAACCACCAAACAUGAACUCCAAGACAAGUGAAAGUCAGCCUGAAUCCACCCCUGAAGGAAAUAUCUACAUAUCUCCAAACAAAAGAUUCAAGGACGAACCGCCCCAUAACUUAACAAUUUAUUUUGGAAGCGCUUACUAUGUCCUAACGAGGAAGUUUGUAGAGUUUGUACUGACUGACACCCGCGCAAAAGACAUGCUUCAGUGGUCCAAAGACAUCCAGAGCCCGGAACGACAUUACUGGGUGACUCUGAACCGACUGAGAGAUGCCCCGGGAGCCACGCCGGAGGCCGGCUGGGAGGGAAAUGUUCAUGCUGUGAAGUGGAGACACGAGGAGGGAAGUGUUCACGAUGGAUGUAAAGGCCGCUACGUCCACGAGAGCUGCGUGUAUGGACCAGGAGACCUGCCGUGGAUCAUUCGGUCACCUUCUUUGUUUGCCAACACGUUCGACUCGACAGACUCUCUGGUGGUGACCUGCCUGGAGCGGUGGCACCGGCUGCGGGUGCUGCGACAGGCAGAGGCUCCUGUGGAGCCACACUGGCGUUUCCCACAGGACGGUCACUUCAACAGGAGACUGAGCCACUGAGUGGGAAGCUGCAGAGUGU